CAAGUGAUAGACGCAAUCACUACGCAACAAUCAAACGUACAAUAAACGUGUGUUUAAUUGUGUGAUUAAUUGAUGUGAAAAUGAGUGAUGAAAAAGUCAUUUUAAGUGCCACAGCAGUGCUGGAUGCGCUGACGGGUGAGCUGGUGAUAAGACCGGAGGAUCGUGCCUUACUUUGUUUCAUUUCUUAUUCCAACGGAGACGAAGACGUACGUUACGUCUCACCUGACGAGAUGACAAUUAAGAUACCCACUUUUUCGAAAGAUGAAUUAUCAUUUCUUCAGCCGUCUACUUCAAAUAAUAUUGAAGUAGACAAUUAUUUGAUUAACGAGUGCAAUAACGAUAAAUAUGACGAUGCUUUUGUCGAUGGCGAUCAAUAUGAUAGCGGUCAUGGCCAUGAAGAUAAUUGUGGCGAUGUCGAUGAUAACAACAAUCAGGAUAAUGAAAAUGAAAUGGAUCUCGAAAUUGAAUUAGCGAAAUUCGUGAAUAAGGGAAAGAAGAAAAGUGCGGACAAACGGCCAAACCAACUUUUUCCAGACGAUUGCGAUGUUGAAAAUAAAGAGAAUAACGUGUCAAAAAAAGUUCGUUCAACUUGGACGCCGGAAAUGACCCUUGCCUUAAUUGAAAAUUAUUCAAAGACAAAAGCUAAAAGUAAUUUAAAAGGCGACAGAUUUUGGAUGAAAAUUUCGGAAAUCAUGCACGAACAAGGAUAUAAAGUUGAUGGACGCAUCUGCGAGUCGAAAUUUGAUGGGCUUCAAAGAACUUACAAAGGAAUCAUUGAUAAGAAGAAACAAACCGGCACGAGUCCGCAAAAAAAAUGGCAAUUUUUCGAUGAAAUGGAUUUGCUUUUGUUCAAGAAACCUGAAAUUCAGCCGCCAGCAGUUGCCAGCAGUUUGCAGGGCUACAAGAGAAAAAUUGCUCGCGAGAUCGACGAAAAUAAAAGUGCAGAAAGUAAACCGAAGAAGCGAACUGUGACAAAGGAACGUCCAAUGACGUUAAGAGAGGUGAACGAUGAUGCAAAUAUUCGGUUUCAAGCAACUUUACAAAGGAAAGACGAAUUCUUGGAUAUAUUGAGAGGUUUCUUUCAAGCUGAAAAGAAAAAACCCAAAGAUCCUGAAAAAGAUUAAGCAAAUGGAAUUUCCAGUUUUGUUGUUUCAAGAAAAAUUUUUAAAAAACCCUACUGAAAAUCCCUGUAUAAGAUCUUGUACAAUUUCCUGUACAGGAUCAGCAACUGAACUUGUACAAGUUCUGACCAGUUCCUGUACAGGAAAAUGCAUACGAAUUUGGAACAAGUUCAUGCGUGAGAUCUUGUACAAGAUCUGGUGCAAGAUCUUGUACAAGAAAGAUACUUGUACAAGAAAAUGUACAUGAUCUUGUACAAUUUUAUGUAUAAGUACUUGUACAUGAACACGUUCAUGUUCUUGCACAUGAAAUAGUUGUAAAAUUUUUUUUUUUAAUAAAAUUUGAGAUUUUGAUAAUUUUUAACCACUAAGAUUCGUAACUCAUGCAUGCUAAAAACUAUUGCGCAGCUGUAAAGGUUAAAGUAAACUAUUGCGCAGCCUUUGAAGUUUUUAAUUUUUAGUAAAGAAAAACAUGAAUUAACAUGUGCAAGAACAUGGACGUGUUCAUGUACAAGUACUUAUACAUGAAAUUGUACAUGAACA
Leptopilina boulardi is the source of this 1661-nucleotide messenger RNA. RefSeq lists its product as uncharacterized. Lineage: Eukaryota; Metazoa; Arthropoda; Insecta; Hymenoptera; Figitidae. The coding region runs from base 81 to 1124 and encodes 347 amino acids. The record is from RefSeq and is a predicted model, not a curated record. The transcript is spliced from 4 exons.